AUGGAAGCAGAGUCGCCCCUCUCAACACCUCAGCCGGACCAGACCCAGAGUGAUGCCUCCCCGUCAACAGACAGGAGGAAAUCGGGUCGCGUGACGCGAAAACCAGAGCUGUACUCCCAGAGCUUUGGCGCCAGCAAUGGUGCGACCGCAGGCGGGGCUAAGCGCAAGCGCACCACGACUGGCGAUGAUAACGAUGAUGACAAUGAACUGAGCAACGAGGACGCGUCCGAGUCAGACAGCGAUGAGCCCGGCGACGAAGAUCCCGACGAGGAGGAACUGCGCGAGAAGAAGCGGGCUGCGCGCAAAGCAGCCGCCAAGAAGCAGUCGUCCGCAUCCAAACCGAAGCCCAAGUCCCGUACCGCGAAGAAACCGAAGGUCGCUGGCAACGGCCUACCUAGUCGCCUGGCCCUGCGACCCGCUGCCAAUGGAAAGAAACCGGUUUCGCGUCCCAGGCAGAUGAAAGCGCGACUCACCAUGGCUGCGCGCGAGGGCGGUCUCUAUGCGGAGGUCUUUGGCAAGGGACGCACCGUCGAAACGGUUGCGGCGGAGUGGCUAACGCAUUAUCAAGAAGAGCAGCAGGAGGCAGUGUGCGACAUGGUUAACUUCAUGCUGAAAUGCUCGGGAACUGAUCUAGAAGUCACGACCGUUGAUAUUGAGAAUGUCGACCACGCCCCGCACCGUGUGAGUGAUUUGGCAACUCAGUACCAAACUUUAGGAAUUUCCGAGUACCCCUUGAUCUCCAAGUCCAGGAAACUGAGGUCUUUCCACCCCGUUUUGGAGAGUUUCAUCAUGACCCUAAUCCAAACCUUGCACCACUCGUCCGUGCUAUACAGCGACCCGAACCUUUUCGAAAACAUCCAAGUUUGGAUCUCGUCCCUGUCCUCUUCCGGAUGCCGGCCUUUUAGACACACCGCUACCGUUGUCUCCCUAGCCACAAUGAAUGCUUUCUGUGAUAUUGCGCGGGAGGUCAACACCACUGUCUCCACGUCCCGCAAACAGCUGGAAAGUGAAAAGAAAAAGCGGUCAGUGAACAAGGGCCGAGUCGACGCUAUUGAGACAGCGAUCGAGGAGGGUGAGAAGAAGCUGGAGAUGAUCGACGACUACCUGAAAGAUGGUGUGAACGUCGUCUUCGUCCAUCGCUACCGGGAUAUCGACCCCGCCAUCCGCGCCGAGUGCCUGGCAGCUCUGGGACGCUGGAUGCGCACCUAUCGCGAAUACUUCUUCGAGGGCCAAUUCCUUCGUUAUUUUGGCUGGAACCUCUCUGACGCCGCGGGUCAAUCGCGUGCAGUGGUAGUUGAGCAGCUCAAGUCCCUCUAUGAGAUCAAAGACAACAUGGCGGGCCUUCGAUCGUUCACGGAACGUUUCCGCCAACGCCUGGUAGAAAUGGCUGCCCACGAUGCUGAGAUUACUGUGCGCACUUCUGCUAUCGAGCUGCUUGACCUGAUUCGCGAUGCUGGAUUGAUCGAGCCGGCUGAUGUGGAUACGGUCGGCAAACUCGUUUUCGACUCCGAACCCCGGAUCCGUAAAGCGGCUGGUCGCUUCUUCGUUGCGAAUGUCGAGGAUGUGUUCGACUCCACUAUGGAAGAGAUGGCAGAGGAGGCUGGCGAGAUCUUCGGUGAUGAAGAUGAGGACGAUUUCGAGUCACCCAAGCGCUCUUGGAUUAAGUUCAAGUGCCUAGCGGAUAUUCUCCAAGCCUACGAUGAUCUCGAGAAUGAAAGUGCCGAGGAACCCGUGGCGCCACGAGAUGCGCUUUCGGGUGCUCCGAUGGACACACGUUACGUUCUUGCCACGGAGGCCAUUUAUCCCCAUCUCACCGACCUUGCUCACUGGCAGUCUCUGGCAGGAUACCUUCUCUAUGACCAUUCUCAGAUCCCGGAGGACCCCAGCGAGGAUGAUACUGCUGCUGUGGUCCGGAAAUCGUACAAGAUGCAAGAAGGUCAGGAAGUGAUCCUUCUGGAAGUACUGUGCUGCGCAGUUAAACUGCGCGUCCUUGAGAUUGCCAAGUCAGACAUUGAUAAGAGGGGCCGGAAAGUUAAAGCAUUGACCGACAAGAUCCCAGAACUGCAGGAGGAGAUCUCGCACAGCCUGGCGCAGAUCAUUCCACAGCUGCUGAAUAAGUACGGCUCCGUACCGGAGGCGGCAUUUGCGGUCUUGAGGCUUGAACAUCUUGUCGACCUGGAAAAGAUCGAGGAUAUACAGAAAGACGCGACGGCUUAUACCGCGUUGUUGAACGACAUAAACAAGCAGUUCUUGACCCAUUCAGAUCAGGAUGUCCUGGCCGAGGCCAGCGUUGCGUUUAUUCAUGCAAAGAGCUCCGAUGAUAUGCGCGAGGCGCUCGAGGGCAAGAUUCAGGAGCUAUGGGACAACGUGGUGGAGACUCUGAGCACUCUGUCACGAAAGCAGGACGUGUCAAAGGGAGGCUCGAUAUCUCCCGCGACCCUGAACGAACUCGUCAACACAGUGAUCCGGAUAUCCAACCUUGCCAGUGUGACGGACUGUACGCAUGUCUUGGAAACCAUGCCUUCUGGUCGAUCGAAGGGUAAGCGCACAGACGUUUCAGAAGCACCUUUCAACGCUCUCGUGCAUCUGAUGAAACGGGGGCUGCGCGACCCGGAGGAUGAUGAGGAUCUGGCCAAGGCAGAAAGUGAACUGGUUACAAACAGCAUUCGGACGCUUCUGUUCUACUUCAUGUGGAAGGUGCAGACAUUGACCACGGCCCUGAAUGCAGGAAAGGCUUCGUUCAAUACGGCAUACUUCGAGGCUCUGACCAAGGGCCGUGAGAUCUUCACCACAACCCUUGUUGCUAUCAUGAAGCAGCGCUUGGGGCUGGACGACAUCAGGUUCUGCGCAGCUACGACGCUCCUAGACCUUCAGACCCUGUUCGGCACCCUUCGCCAUGCUGGACUGAGUGCAGCCAAUGACGAGGAUGUGAUCCUCCAGACUCAAAGUCUGGUUCAAGAGAUCGGACGUGAGCCAAAGACACUCAUUGCCAGGAUACAUAGCAUAGCAGAACGCACGUACGCGAGGAAGAUCCGAGUUCCCAUAAGGGCUGCCGACGAUGAUGGGCUAUCUGACGAAGACAUCCGGAAGGCACCCCAGGAUGAAGACGACGAAGAGUCCGAACCCGAAGAAAUACUGGACGACGAGCGCCUCCGAUCGAGCAUUAUUGCCGAACAACGCCUGUGCGAACUGACCGGCAAGAUUGUCCUCGCUAUCGUCGGACGCAUCAUCGACGCCACCGGAUCAGACAGUGGAGCAUUGACGAAGAAACUGCUCAAGAACAGGUCUCAGCUGGGUCGAAACUACCGUGAAGUCCUCGCCUACCUCGGGGACCUCAUACCCAGCAGAAGCACAGCAACACGAGCCGCCCCGUCACGAAGUAAACAACCAUCGGCGCAAAGCAAAACCCAGAAUGGCGUCAGCAAGCGAGCAGGAGAGCACAAAUCCGCCGAACGGAUAGACGACGAAGAGGACGAGGAUGAGAACGACGCCGAAGAAGAAUCCCAUCACGAAGAUGACGAAGAGGAGGACCUACGAGCCCGUGGCCUCCUCGAAGAGGAGAACAUCGACCAAGACAAUGACGAGGAGGAAGAGGAAGAGGACGAUAAUCCAGAUCCGGACGAGGACGAAGUUAUGGGUGAUUAG
Messenger RNA from Aspergillus luchuensis, 3645 nucleotides. Its product is annotated as cohesin subunit IRR1. The transcript is spliced from 2 exons. Bases 1 to 3645 code for a protein of 1214 amino acids. Gene Ontology annotation, molecular function: chromatin binding. The record is from RefSeq and is a predicted model, not a curated record. NCBI's taxonomy places the organism in Eukaryota, Fungi, Ascomycota, Eurotiomycetes, Eurotiales, Aspergillaceae. Gene Ontology annotation, biological process: sister chromatid cohesion. Gene Ontology annotation, cellular component: nucleus; cohesin complex; chromatin.